UAUUCACUGCGGUUUAUCUUUCUUAAUAUUCACUCUCUUCAGCUUGAUAUAGCUAUUCCCGAGACUGUAUGAUUCAGUGAGGGGGAUAGAGACAGUGUGAUCAUGGAUACGUAUGCGCUGCAUUUGGCCGUUGCGGCUCUGGUUGGAGCUUCCGUGGUGUCUAUGUCGGCUUACUAUAUGCACCGGAAGACCCUAACUCAACUUCUUGAGUUUGCCAAGACGGUGGAUAAAGACAGGGAGAAAGAUGAUGUUUCCUCCGGUGAUUCGCCGCAGCAUUUCAAGAGGAGGCGUUCUCGUGCAAAGAGGAAGGGGAGCGGGUGUUACCGGCGGGACUCGGCGUCCUCACCUGAUACUAUGGCAAUCUCCGGCUGGAAAGAUGGAGAGGAGAAGCGCAAUGGUACGAUGCUGGUUAAUGGUGUUCCUGAUGGGCUGCCUAGGCUGCAUAUGCUUGGCGAAGGAAAAUCUGCGCAUGCUGUUGACGGAAAGAAAAAUCUUUUGAGAACAACUUCCCCCAGGUCUCCUGUUGCUAGCGCUAGUGCCUUUGAAAGUGGGGAAGCAUCAGAUGACGAAGAUAAUGUGACUGACAAUGCUAAGGGCACUGGGGGCGAAAACCCAUAUGAGAGUUUUAAUGUUAAUGCUAACGGAGAGCAAAUGUCUGUUGUUGCUUCAAGUAUGAUCCGUUCUCAUAGUGUUUCUGGUGAUUUGCAUGGUAUUCAGCCUCACCCUAUUGCGGCUGACAUUCUGAGAAAAGAGCCAGAGCAUGAAAGUUUUGCCCGACUCAAUAUUACUCCAAUUGAGGUUCCAUCACAUGAUGAAGCAGAAGUAUAUGUGAUUCUUCAAGAAUUCCUGGAAAUGCGAAAAAGGUAUGUGUUCCAAGAGGCAAUUGCUCCAUGGGAGAAAGAAGUUAUAUCUGAACCUGGUACUCCGAAGCCUAACCCAGACCCAUUCUUCUACAUUCCUGAAGGAAAGUCUGAUCAUUACUUUGAAAUGCAAGAUGGGGUUAUUCAUGUUUACCCUUGUAGAGACUCAAAGGAAGAGCUUUUCCCUGUUGCCGACGCUACUACAUUUUUCACUGAUCUUCAUCACAUGCUUCGAGUCAUUGCAGCAGGAAAUGCUAGAACUUUAUGCCAUCAUCGGCUUAAUCUUCUAGAACAAAAAUUCAAGCUUCAUUUGAUGCUAAAUGCGGAUAGGGAGUUUCUUGCCCAGAAAAGUGCUCCACAUCGAGACUUCUAUAAUGUCAGGAAAGUUGAUACACAUGUACAUCACUCAGCAUGCAUGAACCAGAAACAUCUAUUAACGUUUAUAAAGUCAAAGUUGAGGAAAGAACCAGAUGAGGUUGUCAUAUUUCGAGAUGGGACAUAUUUGACCUUGAAAGAAGUUUUUGAGAGUCUUGAUUUAACUGGGCAUGACCUCAACGUGGACCUUUUGGAUGUUCAUGCAGACAAGAGUACAUUUCAUCGCUUUGACAAGUUCAAUCUGAAGUACAAUCCGUGUGGUCAAAGUAGGCUUAGAGAGAUAUUCUUAAAGCAGGAUAAUUUGAUUCAAGGUCGCUUCCUUGCUGAGCUGACAAAAGAAGUGUUUUCUGACCUUGAUGCCUGUAAAUAUCAGAUGGCCGAAUAUCGAAUAUCAAUAUAUGGUAGGAAGCAAAGUGAGUGGGACCAACUGGCAAGCUGGAUAGUGAACAAUGAGCUGUACAGUGAGAAUGUUGUUUGGUUAAUUCAGCUUCCACGAUUGUAUAAUGUCUACAAAGAACUGGGUAUAGUGGCAUCAUUCCAGAACAUUCUUGACAAUAUCUUUAUUCCAUUAUUUGAAGUUACUGUGGACCCAGAUUCCCAUCCUCAGUUGCAUGUUUUCUUGAAAAAGGUUGUCGGGCUGGAUUUGGUUGAUGAUGAAAGUAAGCCUGAAAGACGACCAACUAAGCACAUGCCUACACCUGCUCAAUGGACCAAUGCUUUUAAUCCAGCAUAUUCGUACUAUGUGUACUACUGUUAUGCAAAUCUAUGCACCUUAAAUAAGCUUCGUGAAUCAAAGGGAAUGACAACAAUCAAAUUCCGCCCUCAUUGUGGAGAGGCUGGUGAUAUCGACCACCUAGCUGCAGCCUUCCUCACUGCUCAUAACAUUGCACAUGGAAUUAAUUUGAGGAAAUCUCCUGUGCUUCAGUACUUGUAUUACCUAGCUCAGAUUGGGUUGGCUAUGUCUCCUUUGAGUAAUAACUCCCUAUUUUUAGACUACCAUCGGAAUCCCUUUCCAACAUUCUUCUCACGGGGUCUGAAUGUGUCACUUUCUACUGAUGAUCCACUUCAAAUUCACUUAACGAAAGAACCAUUGGUUGAGGAAUAUAGCAUAGCUUCUUCUGUGUGGAAAUUGAGCUCUUGCGAUUUAUGUGAGAUUGCCCGUAAUUCAGUGUAUCAAUCUGGUUUCUCGCAUGCCUUAAAGUCACAUUGGAUUGGCAAGGAGUAUUACGAAAAGGGGCCUAAUGGAAACGACAUUCACAAAACUAAUGUUCCUCACAUUCGGAUAGAAUUCCGAGACACGAUUUGGAGAGGAGAGAUGCAACAGGUUCACUUAGGAAAGGCCAUCGCCUCCGAAAUAGCCGUAUAAUAUGCCUAGAGACACGUGCUCCGUCCUUGCUUCGAGCAACCCCAACUUUUGAACAGCUUUACAGGUCUAAACUGAGCUCCCGGUCGUCAGCAUCAAAAGAGACGACGAAAUUCAGAU
Neltuma alba is the source of this 2718-nucleotide messenger RNA. RefSeq names its product AMP deaminase-like. The coding region runs from base 103 to 2601 and encodes 832 amino acids. Gene Ontology annotation, cellular component: cytosol. NCBI's taxonomy places the organism in Eukaryota, Viridiplantae, Streptophyta, Magnoliopsida, Fabales, Fabaceae. Gene Ontology annotation, molecular function: AMP deaminase activity. Gene Ontology annotation, biological process: IMP salvage; AMP metabolic process. The transcript has 20 exons. The record is from RefSeq and is a predicted model, not a curated record.